UCUAUGAUACAGAGAAAGAAAGACAGCGACAGAAAGAAGGAAGCCAUUUUGGUUCCUGCAGCGACAUGUCUGUCUCUCCUCUGAGUCUGUCUCUCUUCCUGGUUUCACCUCCCACACUCUGAGGUCCGGCUGCCGCCUCCGUCCACAGAGAAAACGUCUGAAGGUCUGAGGUUUCCUGUGGCAUGGUCAGAAGGCCUGGGUUUCGGAGGACGGAGCGGUAAGAGGAACAAAGACAUCUGUCUGUCCAAACCUCCGGAAACGUGAAGGUUUGACCCCAACAGGAAGAGCAGGAGGACCGAGGAUGAGCUCGGACACCCUGCCCACCCGGACCGAGGUGACGGGGUGGAGUCCACAGCAGCUGGCGGACUUCAUGAAAAGGAUGAGUCUGUCAGGCUGUGACAAGGCCGUGCUGAAGAACACCAUCAACGGCUCACGGUUCCUGAAUCUUAGUGACAACGAUCUGCAGAAAUUCCCCAAAACCUACGCUCCGAUGAUUUCGAAGCUGAGCAGCGAGAUCUACAGGAAGGAGGAGAAGCGAGGACUCUUCCCCAAGCUGACGCGCAGACACCAAGAACCAGAGCCUGUGGACGUCCAGGGCUGGGGAGAAGACGAGUUUGACGAUGACCAUUACGAGAAACCGGACAGUAGUGACGACGACUACGUCAACCCGGACUCUGACGCAGCCGACGACGACCCGGGGUACGAAACCCCUCCCUCUGAGCCGCCGGAGGAGCCCGGUCUGUGCCCGGCGCUGCCGAUCCCUGACGGCGGUUACAUCGAUAAACUGAACAACCCCCCUGCUGUGUUACCCCGGCCCCCGGUGUCGACCACCCCCGCCCCCCCGCCGCCGGUGGAGUCAUCCUUCAGACGAGACCCCUCCCCUCACUCCAGUGCACCAGCGUCAGGGAAGUGUCCCACAGCGCCCCCACAGGUGAUUCGUGCCAACAAACCGGGCAGAGACUCCAGGAUGAACUUGUCACCUGUCAGAGGCCCUCAGAUCAGCACCACGGACAGACCAAACGCUCCGCCGUGGAAGCCACAGCUGGACGUCCAGGACCCCCCCGCUCGCCAAAAACCUCCGAUUCUCCCCCCGCCAUCGUCCAUCGGCGUCGGCCGCAGCAACUCCUCCGGCAAAUCUCCUCACGUGUUCAACAGGUUCGACCACAGGAAGGAGCAGCCUCGUCCUGAAGCCCCUCAACACAACACGUUCCCCCUCCUCAGUAAAAGUCCGCUGCUCCCCCGCUCCGGACACCCUGGAACCCACCACCAAACAGACAGUUGUUCUCCGGGCGUGGCCUCCGCUGCUUCUCUGCCACACAAACUGCACACAGGAAGCUUCAUUGGAUCAGACAGACAAGUCUGUCAUUCACCACAGACAGGGUCCUUCAAACAGCAGCUGGAUCCACGCUGGUACGUAGGUCAGGUGACCCGGGCUCAGGCCGAGGGCUGUCUGAGACAAGUCCACAAGGAUGGUGCGUACCUGGUGAGGGACAGCACCCGGCAGUUGGAGAACCAGCCCUUCACCCUGAUGGUGUUCUACCACAACAAAGUCUACAACGUCCAGAUUCGACAGCAGAACCAACAGUACCUGCUGGGAACCGGACUCAAGGUCCAGGAGACCUUUCCCUCCGUCAGUGACAUCAUCAGUCAUUACUCCCAGUCUCCUCUGCUCCUCAUCAACGCCAAGGACCGACACGGCUCUCAGCAGAACCAGUGUCUGCUCUCAGACCCGGCUGGGUUCUACAUGGGCCGACAGACCUGGUCCUGAAGACCGGAGCAGACGCCCUCCGGGUCACGGCUGUUCUUCUUUGAAGUUCUUCUGUCUUUUCUCUUCAAACAAAUCAAAUAAAUCUCUUUUCACUUCAA
Cynoglossus semilaevis (tongue sole) is the source of this 1866-nucleotide messenger RNA. It is a transcript of the gene lcp2a, whose product is annotated as lymphocyte cytosolic protein 2a. Bases 302 to 1768 code for a protein of 488 amino acids. Gene Ontology annotation, biological process: intracellular signal transduction; cell surface receptor protein tyrosine kinase signaling pathway. The record is from RefSeq and is a predicted model, not a curated record. NCBI's taxonomy places the organism in Eukaryota, Metazoa, Chordata, Actinopteri, Pleuronectiformes, Cynoglossidae. The transcript is spliced from 21 exons.